UCAAAACACAUCAGUUCGCGUCCGAUGUUGCUUUCUUCACUUAUAGCCAAGGGACGCCAACCCCAUACAGGGUGAUCGAUUGAGCGAGAAAGGAAGUGAGAGAGAGAGAAAUAGAGAGAGAGAGAGAGAGAGCGAUGAGGACAGAGACGACGAGGGAUGGACCUGGAGCUCUGUUGAGCAAUGGACACAUGGGAAACUUGUCAAGCUCUAGAUUCUCGUCUCUUCUUGCCUCCAAAGAUCGUGAUUUUCUGCUAUCUCCAACUGGGUCUCAGGUGAAAGUCUGUGAUAUUGAAGGGAAGGUGGUGGGUCUUUUGUUCGGUGCUAACUGGUACGCACCAUGCCGGAGAUUCACCGAAGUGCUGGUUUGCAUAUAUGAGGAGCUCAGGAGCAAGGUCCCAGGUUUUGAGAUUGUGUACGUGUCCUCCGAUGAAGACUUGAGUGCCUUUGAAACCUAUUAUGCACAAAUGCCGUGGCUUGCGAUUCCAUUCUCUGAUCUGGAAACAAAGAAAGCCCUGACCAAAAAGUUCGAUGUCGAAGGUAUUCCUCGUUUAGUAAUACUGCUACCCAAUGGUUGUAACAAGGACGAGGCUACUGUAGAUGAUGGGGUUGAACUCAUUUACCGCUACGGGGUCGAAGCUUAUCCGUUCAGUAAGGAGAGGCUGGAGCAACUGAAGAGGGAAGACAGAGAGAAGCAUGAGAAUCAGACACUGAUAAAUUUACUGACAAACCAUAAUAGAGACUACGUUUUGGGUCCACCUCAAGCUGAUAUCAAACAAGUACCUGUUGCUUCGUUAGUGGGCAAAACCAUAGGACUCUACUUCUCAGCCCAAUGGUGCCAGCCAUGCCUCAACUUCACUCCCAAACUGAUAUCAGUCUACCACAAGAUCAGGAGGACGGUGAGUGAAGCUGGAAAUGGAGAGGACUUUGAGAUAGUGCUGGUAUCAAGUGAUCGGGACCAAGCUUGCUUCGAUUCAUACUUCAGUGGUAUGCCUUGGCUGGCACUGCCUUUUGGGGACCCAGAGAUCAAGAGACUUGUGAGGCACUUCGAUGUGCAAGGGAUACCAACCUUGGUGAUAUUGGGUCCGGAUGGUAAAACAAUAACCAGAAAUGGCAGGAACUUGAUAAACUUGUACCAAGAGAAUGCGUAUCCCUUCACUGAUUCCAGGGUGGAGCUUCUGGAGAAACAGCUUGAAGAAGAGGCCAAGGAUUAUCCGAGAUUGGUAUGCCAUGAAGGCCAUCACCAUCAUCUGAAUCUGGUAUCUGAUGGCAAUGGAGGAGGCCCUUUUAUCUGUUGUGAGUGUGAGGAACAAGGCUCAAGCUGGGCCUACCAAUGUCUUGAAUGUGGGUAUGAGGUUCAUCCUAAGUGUGUGCGAGCUCCUUCAUCUUGAUCGUCUUGGGUUGGUGAGACCCAAAUAUUCUAAACUAAUCAAAGCUAAUCUUCUGUGUUGAUUGGCCUCCUUCACAUUAAUUAGGCUCUCGACUAUUCUGUUUGCUUUUUGAUAUAUGUAGGUUGGGUUUCUGGCUGCUUUUUACUUGUUGCUUUUGUAUGACCGGAGCAUGGCCAUAAGCGGACUUGUGAGUUGUGAUGUGAUUAGCUAGUGGCCCAAUCAAUUUAAAGUGUGAAUUAAUUGCACAAUGAUUGUCCUUCAAUGGACCUGGCUAUCUGAGUAGAAUUUGCAUUUUC
Neltuma alba is the source of this 1684-nucleotide messenger RNA. RefSeq names its product probable nucleoredoxin 2. The record is from RefSeq and is a predicted model, not a curated record. The transcript is spliced from 2 exons. Lineage: Eukaryota; Viridiplantae; Streptophyta; Magnoliopsida; Fabales; Fabaceae. Gene Ontology annotation, molecular function: thioredoxin-disulfide reductase (NADPH) activity. Bases 135 to 1388 code for a protein of 417 amino acids.